Molecule: messenger RNA, 1371 nt
Organism: Syngnathus acus (greater pipefish)
Lineage: Eukaryota; Metazoa; Chordata; Actinopteri; Syngnathiformes; Syngnathidae
Gene: btg1
Product: B-cell translocation gene 1, anti-proliferative
Exons: 2
Coding region: 361-909 (182 amino acids)
Biological process (GO): negative regulation of mitotic cell cycle; negative regulation of cell population proliferation
Cellular component (GO): nucleus; cytoplasm
Source: RefSeq, a predicted model, not a curated record
CUUUGGGUGAGGGAGUUUAGAGAGAGGGGGAGGCGGUAUAAAACCUCUCUACCCAUUCAGCGGAGCUUCACUUUGGAGGAGGGCUGUGGAAAGGGAGGACGGGUGAAGUACGGAAGGACCCCAUCUGAAGACCACCUCCCCCUUUUUGCGUGGUAUUUACCAACAACAGGCUUCUAUCGGUCAAGUGUGUCAGCGGAUCUCCGCGAAGAUAGCAAGCCGGCCUACCACGACACACUGCGCACUAAAUGAGCACAGGACCACCGCACUUGGGUCUGGGCUCAAAGUGGAAAAAAAGACGCACCGACGAGCGCAUAGUGAACGGAAAAAAGCGCACACAGGCCGUGGCCCUUGCUUUCCUCAAUGCAUACCCUUUGUGCCCGGGGAACCAUGAAACCAGAAAUCAACGCCGCCGUGGGAUUUUUGUCGCGAUUUCUGCGGGUAAAAGGACACGUAAACGAUCGGCAAGUCCAAACAUUCAACCAGAGUCUACAGGACAUUUUGUCAGAACAAUACAAGCACCACUGGUUCCCGGACAGACCCUGCAAAGGUUCAGGGUACCGUUGCAUCCGUAUCAACCACAAGAUGGACCCACUGGUGGGGCAGGCAGGCCAGCGUAUCGGCUUGACCAUCCAGCAACUCUACCUGCUGUUGCCCAGCGAGCUCACCCUCUGGGUGGACCCCUUUGAGGUGUCCUACCGUAUUGGUGAGGACGGCUCCAUCUGCGUCCUGUACGAGUCGCAGCCUAUGCCGGUGGUCAUGCCGGGAACGGCGAUCACCAGCUCGCCCUCGGGGAGCGGCGGCUCGGGGAACCCUAUGGUGGACAGUCACAUCAGCUGCAAGGAGGAACUGAUGGUGUUGGGCAGAGCUAGUCCCUCCAAAGCUUACAACAUGAUGACUGUGUCCAGUUAAACGGCGCGCACUUUCGGCCGGGCUUAAUAGUCGUUCAGGGUCACACCUUGGCCAGUCAACAUGAAUUUGACCGGAUCAGGGCGAGCCUUUUUAAAAGCUAAGAAUAUGAAACGAAAUAAUGAAAGAGGAAAAAAAAGAAGAAAAAAAACAGAGGAUGUGCUCUAUCAACUAAGUGAUGAAAACCUUGCAGGUUUGAUACUCCCCCCCCCCACAACCACCACCACCACCUGUUAUCAUCUGUUCUGUUGUGUCAUUGGAUCAGCUGGGUACUCCAUUUUCUUAGGAGAGUUCUUGUGGAGAUGGAACUGUUGGGGCAGCUACACCACCCGAUCGAGACCCCCCCCCCGACCCCACCCCUCGACUGUAAACAUGGUGAUAAACGUCAUCCCUCAAGGGCCUGUCAGCAUUGACUUUGCACUUUUCCUACUUGUGGUUAUGGGUACAUGCUAAAACACACCACAG